ACAGACAGAAAAAGGUGGCCAUCCGGCAACCCUGCCAAGCAGCUGAUUGCUGCUAGUUGCUGAAAUAUAAAUAACAAAUUUUAUAAAAAUGGUGCGUGUGGGCCUACAGGUUUCCGCCACGCUGGAGAACGUAGACAAGUUGGAGACGUGUCAUCCGGACUACUCCUUCUUCUUGAAACUGAAGUGCAGCAACUGCGGCGAGCAGUCGGACAAAUGGCACGAUAUCACCGAAUCCGAACGUGUGCAGCAGGAUUCGCGCAAUGCGGCCGGCUUUAACUUUUUCAUGAAGUGCAAGAUGUGCAGCCGCGAGAACAGCAUUGACAUCGUGGAUAGGUCGAAUGCUCCUUACACGGCGGACGAUUCUGGAGGAUACAAGACCAUCGUGGUCUUUGAGUGCCGAGGCGCAGAGCCCGUCGAAUUCUCGCCCCGGGUCGGAUGGCGCGUCUCAUCCGCUGAAAAUGGCCAGCAGUUCGAGGAGGUAGACCUCUCCGAGGACGAUUGGGUGGAGUACGACCAGAAGAACAACAACUCUGUGGGCAUUUACGAGUUCGCCUCGAAGUUCAUCAAGCUGAAGAAGUGAAUCCGUUGCUUCAUUUUGCCUAGGAUCUAUUUGAUAUUGGGCUUACGCCUUAAACUAAUAAAUAUAAAAGCCACGACACUCAAAAACAAACAUCCUUUAAGUAAAUAAAAAUGGAUUUUGAAUUGUUUUGUUAACCAUAAA
Drosophila santomea is the source of this 721-nucleotide messenger RNA. RefSeq names its product UPF0587 protein CG4646. NCBI's taxonomy places the organism in Eukaryota, Metazoa, Arthropoda, Insecta, Diptera, Drosophilidae. Gene Ontology annotation, molecular function: zinc ion binding. The transcript has 2 exons. The coding region runs from base 89 to 580 and encodes 163 amino acids. The record is from RefSeq and is a predicted model, not a curated record.